Penicillium bovifimosum is the source of this 216-nucleotide messenger RNA. RefSeq lists its product as uncharacterized. Lineage: Eukaryota; Fungi; Ascomycota; Eurotiomycetes; Eurotiales; Aspergillaceae. Bases 1 to 216 code for a protein of 71 amino acids. The record is from RefSeq and is a predicted model, not a curated record. The transcript is spliced from 2 exons.
AUGUGCGAUGCAGUCGUCUCACCCUUACGGGAGACUUCCGUCCUUCCGUUGCAAGAGGCCAAGAAGGAGCAGAAUCCUUGCAGUGGCUGUACUCUUGGCCGGUCACGCUCAUAUCUUGACCGGCCCGGUCUGUUGCUUGAAGGAUCCGGUUUCCUCGGACCUGUUGGGAAGACUUCCAAAGACUCGCCUUGCCAUCUCCGCUUCGACUACGGGUAG